CCCCGACCCAUACCCGCCCCCCAUUAAUCAACCCAACCAUCGAUUCUUCCCUCUUCUUUAACACGCCCCUCCCCCCCUCGCCGCCGCCGCCCGAUCGAUCGAUCGACGCAGGCGCGCGCGGCCGCCACCAUUUCCGCGCGCCGCUGUACGUAUAGAUCUGUCUGUCUGUCGGGUGUCGAUGGCGGCGGCGGAGGAGGGAAGGGUGGCGGAGGUGGUGGUGGAGGGGACGACGAUGGUGGGGUGGGUGGUGUCCGGGGUGGCGUUCUGGUGGACGGCGUUCCUGCUGGUGCGCGGCCUGGCGUCGCCCAAGCGGUCCUACGACUUCUGCAACCGCGCCGUCUCCACCAUGCACGCCGUCGCCGCCGUCUGCCUCGCCUGCCUCUCCGUCGCCGACUGGUCCUGCCCCGUCUGCCCCCUCGCCGCCGCCUCCUCCCCCAGCCAGAUGAAGGCGCUGGCGGUGACGCUGUCGUACAUGGUGUACGACGCGGCGUGCUGCUACCUCAACGACGACGUGCGGCUGGACAACACGGUGCACCACCUCGUCAGCAUCGUCGGCAUCGCCGCCGGCCUCGCCUACCGGAGGUGCGGGACGGAGAUGGUGGCGAGCCUGCUGGUGACGGAGAUCUCCAGCCCGCUGCUGCACCUCCGCGAGAUCCUCAAGGAGUUCGGCAUCAAGGACACCGACCUUAACCUCCUCGUCGAUAUUCUGUUCGCCGUGAUAUUCUCGGUGGCACGAAUGGGUUUUGGGCCGUACCUCACGUACGUCACCGUGACGUCCGACAACCCCAUCCUCAUCAAGGCGAUGGCGACGGGGUUGCAGCUGGUGAGUGCCUACUGGUUCCUGAGGAUCCUAAGGAUGGUGAAGCACAAGCUGGGGAAGAAAAGACCGGCGCCCAAAGUUGCCGGCGACUGAUGCGAAAUCUUGUUUCUGCGAUCGAUCGUUGCCGUGCGUACGUGUAACAUACUAUUGUUUCAUGGCAAGUAAUCGAGAAUGUCUCAAAACAAUGGAUAAGAUAUGAUUCUACUCUAGUAGUAAUUUAAUUCUUACCAUAUUGUGUCCGGUUGUCCACUGAAUUCAAGUUAGGAAGCAUAAACGUGUCUGCAGAUAUGAAGGGAUUAUAAUUUACUUGACUCUCCAGCUUUGGUACAGAGGAUUUUCUAAUUCCUCCAUCUAAAAAAAA
Molecule: messenger RNA, 1181 nt
Organism: Oryza brachyantha (malo sina)
Lineage: Eukaryota; Viridiplantae; Streptophyta; Magnoliopsida; Poales; Poaceae
Product: TLC domain-containing protein 5-like
Exons: 5
Coding region: 179-913 (244 amino acids)
Cellular component (GO): membrane
Source: RefSeq, a predicted model, not a curated record